Molecule: messenger RNA, 6281 nt
Organism: Nycticebus coucang (slow loris)
Lineage: Eukaryota; Metazoa; Chordata; Mammalia; Primates; Lorisidae
Gene: FLVCR2
Product: FLVCR heme transporter 2
Exons: 10
Coding region: 353-1987 (544 amino acids)
Biological process (GO): transmembrane transport; heme export
Cellular component (GO): membrane
Molecular function (GO): heme binding; heme transmembrane transporter activity
Source: RefSeq, a predicted model, not a curated record
GCAAACCGAGCCAGUCAAGUGGCCGAGUCAGGAAGGGACUUUUUCCAAGACCGAGAACGCUUUGAGGAAGACCCAGGCAUUGCGGACCGAAGCGGGCUGAGGAAGGUGUCUGCGGCCGGCCUGGGACAGUGAUCGCUGCGAGUGGGGACAGCCAGCUCCAAGGAAAAGAGAGAGCAGGAGCUUGGAGGUGAGCGAAGUAAGUCCCAGUCGCGGCUUUUACGCAGCCUCGGAUCUCAGUUUCUUCUGGGGCAGACGGCGGCAAGUGUCCCGUCAGCUCCAGGGGACACCCACUAUCCCUUAACUCUGCUGGGGUCCUCCGCACCUCUCUAGGACUCCAGGGGAGGCUGUGGUUAUGGUGAAUGAAGGUCCCAACCAGCAGGAGCGCGAUGACACUUCUGCGCCAGAGUCCGCGCUCCCAGCGGACCCCACCACCGCGACCCACCCCAGCGUCUCCGUCCAUCCCAGCGUCUCAGGCCAUCCCAGCGUCUCCAUCCAUCCUAGCGUCUCUGCGCAUCCCAGCGUCUCCAUCCACCCCAGCGUCUCUGUCCACCCUAGCAGCUCAGCCCACCCCAGUGCCCUGGCCCAACCCAGUGGCUUGACCCAACCCAGUGGCUCUGGCCCGGAAGACAGUGUGAUCAAGGUGAGCCAGCGCCGCUGGGCCGUGGUCCUGUUGUUCAGCUGUUACUCCAUGUGCAACGCCUUUCAGUGGAUCGAAUACGGCUCCAUCAACAACAUCUUCAUGAACUUCUACGGGGUCAGCGCCUUUGCCAUCGACUGGCUAUCCAUGUGCUACAUGCUUACCUACAUCCCUCUGCUUUUCCCCGUGGCCUGGCUGCUGGAGAAAUUCGGCCUGCGCACGAUCGCCAUCACCGGCUCCGCUCUCAACUGCCUGGGGGCCUGGGUGAAGCUGGGCAGCCUGCAGCCGCACCUCUUCCCGGUCACGGUGGUGGGCCAGGUCAUCUGCUCAAUGGCCCAGGUCUUCAUCCUGGGCAUGCCCUCCCGCCUGGCUUCUGUCUGGUUCGGAGCUAAUGAAGUUUCAACAGCCUGCUCCAUGGCUGUCUUUGGCAAUCAGCUUGGAAUUGCACUGGGCUUCCUGAUUCCACCUGUUCUGGUACCCAACAUCAGCGACCGGGACAAGCUUGCCUACCACAUCAGCAUCAUGUUUUACAUAAUCGCUGGUGUGGCCACUCUCCUUUUCAUCCUCGUUGUGAUCGUAUUCAAGGAGAAGCCUAAACAUCCCCCCAGCAGAGCUCAAUCCCUGAGCUAUGCCUUGGCGUCCCCUGAUGCUUCAUACUUAAGUUCCAUCGUCCGGCUCUUCAAAAACCUCAACUUUGUGCUGCUUGUCAUCACCUAUGGUCUCAAUGCUGGUUCUUUUUAUGCCUUGUCCACUCUGCUGAAUCGUAUGGUGAUCUUGCACUACCCGGGUGAAGAGGUGAAUGCUGGAAGAAUUGGCCUGACCAUCAUCAUUGCAGGAAUGCUUGGGGCUGUGAUUUCGGGUAUCUGGCUGGAUAGAUCCAAAACCUACAAGGAGACAACUCUGGUGGUCUAUAUCAUGACUCUGGUUGGCAUGGUGGUAUACACGUUGACCUUGAGCCUGGAACACCUGUGGGUAGUGUUCAUCACUGCAGGCACAAUGGGCUUCUUUAUGACUGGCUAUCUCCCGCUGGGAUUUGAGUUUGCAGUGGAGCUCACAUACCCGGAAUCCGAAGGCAUGUCAUCUGGCCUCCUCAACGUGUCUGCACAGGUAUUUGGGAUCAUUUUUACCAUCUCCCAGGGCCAGAUUAUCGACAACUAUGGAACCAUGCCUGGGAACAUCUUCUUGUGCGUGUUCCUCACCCUUGGAGCAGCCCUCACUGCAUUCAUUAGGGCAGACCUCCGGAGACAGAAAGCAAACAAGGAAACUCCUGAGAAUAAACUCCAGGGGGAGGAGGAAGAAGAGAGCAAUACCAGCAAGGUACCCACUGUUGUGUCAGAGGAUCACCUCUGAGAGAGAAAGGUGGUGGUGACCCAGGGAACGUGAACACCCCACCGCUUCCUCCAGCACAGCUCUCGCUGCCAGCACAACGGCCUUCGCUGGAGAAGCUUUUGGAGGGAACCAGCUGGAAUAUUGUGGCUUGGACGUUGGUGCCUAUGUCUACUGGAACCCACUCAAGAGCUUGGAUGAUUUAGUAGGGGAAAAUUGCACCUUUCACCAAACGCAGUUUCAACUCUUGCCUCCACCCUUUUUCAGGUUUUGGGAGCUGGUGUUAGGAGAGGCUGGUGGAGAAUAUUGGAGUCAAUCCUAGUUUGGUCCCUUGCCUUUCCUUUCACUUCCAUCCCUUAUGGAGAAUGAUUGCAAAAUUAUCACAGGGAGAAAGCUUAUUCAGGAUAUUAACUUUUUCUAGUGCCUUCAGACCCUCCGACAAAGACCAGUUGUAACACUGAGGGUUAUUCCUGGGUCAUCAGUCUGACCGUGUUCUGUGUGGGAGAUGAAACUCCAUCAGAACAGCUUCACAAGAAUAGCUCCACUGAGACUCUUGGACCUAAAUUCUCCCGGCCUAGUGUUGGGAUCUAUUUCCAAACCUUCUUUCCUAAGAGAUGAUCAAACCAAACAUCAAUAAAUUUACAAAAACUUCAUGGUGGUUGUGAAGGAGAAACUAAUUGGGGAGGGCCACCUGCCAGGUAUGUUUGUGGAGGCCAAUAUUUGGAAACUCUGGUAGCUUGAUUGGGAAUGGGAGGAAAGUUCUUUUGUAUAAAAGAAGUACUUGCCCGGGUGGCGCCUGUGGCUCAAGGAGUAGGUCGCCGGUCCCAUAUGCCGGAGGUGGUGGGUUCAAACCCAGCCCCGGCCAAAAAACCAAAAGAAGUACUUGCCCAGGAACUUGUGUGUCAUAGAGACCCUCAGUUGCCUUUAUCUGAAUGCUACUUGGAAAACCUAGUCAUCAGUCUAAAUGCUUGUUUUGUUUUGAGGGAUCCCAACCCUAAACUUCACUGAAAACUAAUCUUGAUUCCUUCUGCUUUGACAAACUCAAGCUGCUCCUAAGAGAUAAGAGGAAAGGGCUAGAAGGCAAGGUGCUUUGAAAUAGAAAUUGAAUUUGCUUGAAUUAAGCUAAUCCCACCCGUUAAGGAAUUAGCACACCCAACCCCUCUCCCCAAUCCCUUCUAGCAAUAAACUUUAUCAGAUAUUCUAAAUUGAAAGGGAUUCUCUUUAAACCAACUCAAGGUGACUUCCUUUCCUGCCUUGUUCACGGGCUUUGGCAGUGUCUCUUCGAGGGCAGUACAGUGAGACUCUGUCUCUACAAAAAAAGAAAAAAAAAAUUAAAAAAAAAAGAAAAAUAAGAAAAAUUCUGGUAAUUUCUCCUUUGCAUUGAGCAGCUGUGAUCAUGACCACUGUGCCAUCUUGCUUUGGCCACUGCCAGGGCCUUGGCAUAUCAGGGCAGCCCAUCCAGGCUGCAGUACUUGGUGCUUGGGCUACUGCCCCUCGGGGGAGCCAGGUGUGUGUGUGUGUGUGUGUGUGUGUGUUUGUAUAGAUUUGAGUGGGUGGGAGGAACACACUGUUAUUUAAUAAAAGAAGUUCAUGAUACUUUUGGUGGAAGGGGUGUGACGGGUGGAAGGGAGAUGAAACGAUAUGUCUUACUUUUUGAUAAGGAGAUAGAUGUUUACUCUUCCACCUCUCAGAAUGUAUUAAUGUUUACUGAACCCACUGCUUUAUUUUAAAAACAAUUUGUAUUUUCUAUUUAACGUUUUAAGGCAAUAAAACAUUUGUCAAAGUGGUCUGCCUUAUCAUUUGGUGGGACAGAAAUGGCUUUUGGCAGUCCUCACAAGAUGAUCAUACUCUCCUGAGGACUGUGUCUAAGGUGUAGCAGAGGGCUGGAGGGGCAGCAGCUAUGGCCUUCCAUAGGAUCACCUCUGUCCUCUGUUGGCAUAGAUGGCACCAUGCUAAUGGGGUAUUUUUUAAACACGAAGAUGUGAAGGAUACUGUUUACCUAUGUGGGGGAGCUGCCAAUGCCAUGACCCUGACCUCCUUCUGUACUGUGCUGGAAUGUAACUGCUGAUGGGAGUCCAUUGUUGUUUCUGGCUCUGCCUCAAAGGCUGGCCGAAGUGUUUGUUCUAUGAUCACGCCAGCCGCUCCCAGCUUGCUGUGGUCAGAGCCUACAGCUAAGCAUCUGCAGCCCUGCAUUAUCAUUUUUCUUCUGAACUGCCAGUCCUUCUUCCCCAGUUGUGUUGACCUGAUAUGUCACUUAGAUAUGCUGCUGCUACCAGUUUUCUGUACGUUUUUUCCCUAGGCAGUUGUACUGUGCCUGUGGCAUUCAGCUCCCACAUUAUUAGCAAUUCUUAGUUGAGGAGAAACAAUAUUACAAGUCUAUUUUAAGUCAUCUGAGAGGGGAUGCAAGCCUGGACUGUUAAGAUAUCUAAUAAUGAUAGUGUCUGCAAAAUACUGUGUAUGCUUGUAGAUUCUUCGGAAUCUUGCCUUUACUCUGGAAUCACAUUUCUGAUGCAUGCCACAUACUGGAAGGACCCAAAUCACCUUGUUUUUAUUCACUUCUUUCACAAGAACUCUCCAUAUGGAUCUACAUUCAAAUGUUAACUCUGUAAGAUCAUUGUUUUACUUUCUUUCUUUUUUUUUUGAGACAGUCUCAUUCUGUUGCCCUAGGUUGAGUGCCAAGGUGUCAUAGUUUACAGCAACCUCAAAUUCUUGGGCUCAACUGAUCCUCUUGCUUCAGCCUCCUGAGUACCUGGGACUACAGGCCUCUGUCAUGAUGCCUGGCUGGUUUUUUUUCUUUGUCGCUGUUGGUAGUGCUGUGAUGUCAUAGUUCAUAGCAACCUCAAACUCUUGGUCUUAAGUGAUUCUUUUGCCUCAGCCUCCCAAGUAGAUGGGACUACAGGUGCCUGCCACAACGUCCAGCUAUUUGUUGUUGUUGUAGUUGUUAUUGUUUAGCAGGCCUGGGCCAGGUUCAAACCUGCCAGCCCCUGGUGUAUGUGGCCGGCAACCUAACCACUGAGCUAAAGGCACUGAGCUAUGAUUUUUCUAUUUUUGGUAGAGCUGGGGGUCUCGCACUUGCUCUGGUUGGUCUUGAACUCCUGAGCUCAAGGAAUCCACCCGCCUUAGCCUACCAGAUUACUAGGAUUAUAGGCAUAAGCCACCAUACCUGGCCUUUUUGUUUGUGUCGUUUUUUUCCUUAAAAAGGGCCAGUCAUAUGUUGGUGUCUGAGUUAUAGGCCCCCCAUGUAGGCAGAUACUGUUGCUGGGAUACAGAGUGCAACCUCACACUCCUGGGGUCAAGCAAUUCUCUCUUCUCAGCUUUCCAAAUAUCUGUAACUAUUGGUGUGUACCACUGUGCCUGGGUAAUUUUUCUAUUUUUUGUAAAUACUGGGUCACACUCUUGCUCAGGUUGGUAUUGAACCCUUGACCUCAACCAAUCUUUCUGUCUCAGCCUCCCAAAGUGGUAGGAUUACGUGAUCAUUGCUUUUCUUACCAUCUCCUUACAAUAAUUGGUGAGUAAGGAAAAUAUAAUUCUUACCACUAAGCUAUUUUUCUAGAUAUAGUUUUCUGGGAGGCCUGGAAUUGCUGCAAUCACAUUUGGCAUCAUAAAGGAAGUCAAACCAAGGAUGAAGCCAACACAGGCAGAGCUGAAGGAAUCAGAGAAGUGAAACUAGAGUCCUUUUUUAUUUUUUUUUGAGACAGGGCCUUGCUCUGUCACCCAAGCUGGAACGCAGUGGCACUAAUGCAGCUUACUAUAACUUUGACCUCCUAGGUUUGAGUAAUCUUCUCACCUCAGCCUCCCAAGUUGCUGGGAUUACAGCUGGGCCACCAUGCCCAGCUAAUUUUUAAAUAUUUUUUUUGUAGCGAUGGGGGUCUCACUAUAUUGCCCAAGCUAGUCAGAGCUGGAGUCUUAUCAAACCAUUCUUGAAGGCUGUAAUCUCCUAACUUUUCAGUAUGAUCCAAUUUUGUUAUCUUUAGUGUUUAAGCUAGUUUAUGGCAGGUUUUGUUCCUUUCACCUAAAGCCUUAACUGUGCCCAGGCACAGUGGCUCAUGCUUGUAAUUCUAGCACUUUUCAAGGCCAAGGUGGGAAGUUUGCUUGAGCUCAGGAGUUUCAGCACAGCUUGACCAAGCUUGAGACCCCAUCUCUACAAAACUAGAAAAAUUAGGUGUCAUGGUGCCUAAGGCGCCUGUAGUCCCAGCUAUUCAGGAGGCUGAUGUAGGAUUGGUUGAGCUCAGUUUGAGUUGCAGUGGGCUACGAUGAUGCCACUAUACUCUAUCCAGGGUGAAAGAGUUGAGACUCUGUCUCAAAAAAACCCAAAGCA